This is a messenger RNA of Penicillium alfredii, 1842 nucleotides long. Its product is annotated as GMC family oxidoreductase. Gene Ontology annotation, molecular function: flavin adenine dinucleotide binding; oxidoreductase activity, acting on CH-OH group of donors. The record is from RefSeq and is a predicted model, not a curated record. Gene Ontology annotation, biological process: secondary metabolite biosynthetic process. Lineage: Eukaryota; Fungi; Ascomycota; Eurotiomycetes; Eurotiales; Aspergillaceae. The coding region runs from base 1 to 1842 and encodes 613 amino acids. The transcript is spliced from 5 exons.
AUGUUGCGACUAAUCAUCCUCCUAUUGAUAGCGGCUGUGGGUGUGGCCCUUCCCUCCUCUUCAUGUCCUGCCGAUCACCUAUCGGGCGACUCCCCCUACCGAGCCGCAGAGAGUGCAACCUUUGACUAUAUCGUGGUCGGUGGUGGUACCGCAGGACUGACAAUCGCCGCACGCCUGGCUCAACAGCGGUUCCAGGUUGCUGUGAUCGAAGCAGGUGGAUACUACGAGGUGAUCCGCCCAUUCACCCGGAUCCCAGGGGCUGCCAGCCUUGGAGCCGGUGCCGACAUUCGCGCUGCAACCUCGGUUGAUUGGGGAUUUGUCGUCCACGGUGUGCCUGGGGCAGAUUAUCGUGACAUUCACUAUCCACGAGGGAAAUGCCUGGGCGGAUCGUCAGCUACCAAUUUCAUGAUCUACCAACGGCCGUCAAAAGAGUCGAUGAAACGAUGGGCCGACCUUGUUGAUGAUCCCAGUUAUCUGUUUGAGAACACUCUCCCUUACUUCAAGAAGACUGUCUCAUUUACGCCUCCCACCGGCUAUCGUUUUGGUAAUGCCACUGCACGCUAUAAUGAAUUUGCAUUUGAUGCAACAGGCCGCCCGUUGCAAGUGUCUUACCCGAAGUACGCCAUGCCAUUCUCCACCUGGGCAAAGCAGGGUUUCCAAGAGAUUGGGAUCCAUGAGGCACAGGACUUCAAUAGUGGAUCUCUCAUGGGCCACCAGUUCAGUGCAAUGACAAUCCAGCCAACGGACGAGACCAGGAGCAGCUCCGAGUCAGCGUUCCUUCGAGGUUCUUUGGGCUUUGAAACUCUGUCUAUUUACCAAACGACGUUGGCAAAACAGAUUCUGUUCAACGACCAGAAACGUGCAAUUGGCGUUGUGGCCCAGCAGAACAACAUAUUCAAUCUGAUGGCUAAGCGAGAAGUGAUCAUUUCCGCGGGAGCCUUUCAAUCGCCACAGUUGCUGAUGGUGUCUGGCAUUGGCGCAGCCGAAAUCCUGCGACAAUAUGGAAUCAACGUGGUUGCAAAUUUGCGUGGAGUUGGUCAGAACAUGUGGGACCAUGUGUUCUUCGGACCGUCAUACCGAGUGGCUGUGGACACGUUCACUCUGCUUUCGACGAGUGCAUGGUACUAUGCCUACCAACUCGCAGCAUGGACGACAAUCAGCAAUGGGGUGUUGACAAACCCAUCAACUGAUUAUAUCGCCUUUGAAAAGCUUCCACCAGACUAUCGCUCUGGGUUAUCAUCUCAAGAUCAGCAGGAUUUGAUGUGGUUCCCCGAUGACUGGCCCGAAGUCGAGUAUAUCGCGGCAUCUGCAUUUGUCGGAAACUUCUCGGAUCCAUACAUGCAGCAACCGUGGCCUGGGCAAUACGCGACUAUUCUGGGAAGUCUCGUUGCCCCGACCUCACGGGGCAAUGUCAGUAUUCGCUCGGCUGAUAUGGCGGAUGCACCAGUGAUCAAUCCAAACUGGCUGGGCAGCGAGACAGACCAGCGUUUAGCAAUCGCGGCUUAUAAGCGCAUCCGAGCAACAUUCCAAAGCAAGGCUAUGACUCCGGUGAUCAUAGGACCAGAAUAUUUCCCCGGAGCCAAGGUUCAAACGGACGAGGAAAUUCUAAGUAACAUCAAGAAAACUGUGAUGACAAUCUACCAUGCCGCCUGCACAUGCAAAAUGGGAGUUCAGAACGACACGAUGGCUGUUGUCGACAACCGUGCUAGAGUCUUUGGCGUCACAGGCUUGCGAGUGGUCGACGCCAGUGCAUUCCCCAUUUUACCCCCUGGUCACCCUCAAUCGACAGUUUAUAUGCUGGCCGAGAAAAUCGCCGCCGAUAUUAUCGCCCCUUCUCCUUGA